AUGGGAGCAGAUGAAAAGAGAUGUGUUUUUCAGGUUGAUGUGAAAGGUGGUUGGGGACUGGACCAGAGCCUUAAGUUCAGCUCCAGAGUCAUAAAAAGGGCGGACGCAAUUUCUAUAGCGACGAGAGGAGGGUGUGGCUUCCCAGCUACACUCCGGGUUUCGGGUCUGCACCAGCCUCCUGUAGCUCUUCCCAUCUCCGACCCCCACCAAGCAAAGACUAGAAUGGAUGCUAAAAAGCCAAAGAAAUGCAGUGUCACAUCCUUCCCGAUAUUGAAAACAAAAAAGAAUCAAAACACUCUCACUUUUGUGAAGGUUGGGGAACCUUUGGUUCAAGUUGAGAAGCCACCUACUAAGACCAAGAACCUCAGCAUGACCCGAUUAUUGGAUAAGAGUGCAAACACCAACAUUACUUCACGCCCUUUUGUGGAUACCAAGGGGAAGAAAAACAUGGUUAAUUUCCCAUGCAUCAGCCACAAAAUCCUGCUAAAAUCACCUCUGCUGUAUAAAGAGACUCAAACUCACAGUCAGAAGUCGGCCUCUGAGGACAAGGCUUUGGGAAUGCCUUUCCUUUCGAGCAUUAAUACCCAAGAGAAACCACAGAGCAAGCACAAGGUGCCUCUGACAGCGGCAGAGGCCCUAAGGUGUUUCAGGAACCAGCUGUCUUCUUAUGAGCAAAGUGAAAUCCUGGGCUAUGCAGAGCUGUGGUUCCUGGGGCUUGAAGCCAAGAAGUUCCACGUUGCUUCUGAAAAGUUCAGCAAGACAAGUUUUGAUGAUGAACAUGGCUCCUAUAAGAAGGUCCUGCAUGACCACAUUGCCUACCGCUACGAGGUUCUGGAGAUGAUUGGGAAAGGGUCCUUUGGACAAGUGGCCAAGUGCUUGGAUCACAAAAACAAUGAGUUGGUGGCCUUGAAAAUCAUCAGGAACAAGAAGAGAUUUCAUCGUCAGGCCCUGGUGGAGCUGAAGAUCCUGGAAGCUCUCAGAAGGAAGGACAAGAACAACACCUACAAUGUGGUACACAUGAAGGACUUUUUCUACUUCCGAAAUCACCUCUGCAUCACCUUUGAACUGCUGGGAAUCAACUUGUAUGAGUUAAUGAAGAAUAAUAGCUUUCAAGGCUUCAGUCUGUCAGUAGUUCGGCGCUUUACCCAUUCUGUUCUGAAGUGUUUGCAAAUGCUUUAUGUAGAGAAAAUCAUUCACUGUGACCUCAAGCCUGAAAAUAUAGUGUUAAACCAAAAGGGUCAAGUCUCUGUUAAAGUUAUUGACUUUGGAUCAAGCUGUUAUGAGCAUGAGAAAAUGUACACAUACAUCCAAAGCCGGUUCUACCGAUCCCCAGAAGUGAUUCUGGGCCACCCCUACAAUAUGGCCAUUGACAUGUGGAGCCUGGGCUGUAUCCUGGCAGAGCUGUACAUGGGCUAUCCUCUGUUCCCUGGGGAGAAUGAAGUGGAGCAGCUGGCCUGCAUCAUGGAGGUGCUGGGCCUGCCACCAACCCGCUUCAUCCAGACAGCCUCCAGGAGACAGACAUUCUUUGAUUCCAAAGGUUUUCCUAAAAAUAUAACCAACAAUAGGGGGAAAAAAAGAUACCCGGAUUCCAAGGAUCUCACGAUGGUGCUGAAAACCUAUGACUCCGGCUUCCUGGACUUUCUCAGAAGGUGUCUGGUAUGGGAACCUUCUCUUCGCAUGACCCCUGACCAGGCCCUCAAGCAUGCUUGGAUACUUGAUGCUCGGAACUUCAAACCACGGCCCCGGCCCCAGACCCUGAGGAAAUUCAAUAUCUGUUUCCCUUCUGAGGCAAGAAAGGACAAGGUUCAAAGGCAUCACCACUUGGGUAAAAAAGCAGAUGUGGUCAUCAAAGAAGAGACUAAAGACAAAAUAAAAGAUGGCACCUCUAAGGCUCAGAAUUCAGGUGAUCAGCAGGGCACUCUCCAGCACACAGCUGAGCUUGUCCAACUGCCUCAUAUAGCAAGAGUGUCCAGUAAACCAGAGGCAGUUGUCAGGCCAGAGGAGUCCAAGACCUCCGCAGAGCAGCAAAGCAAAAACUCCUCCCCCAAGAACACAAGCAUCUUACCACCUAUUGUAUGA
Phyllostomus hastatus (greater spear-nosed bat) is the source of this 2079-nucleotide messenger RNA. It is a transcript of the gene DYRK4, whose product is annotated as dual specificity tyrosine phosphorylation regulated kinase 4. The transcript is spliced from 15 exons. Lineage: Eukaryota; Metazoa; Chordata; Mammalia; Chiroptera; Phyllostomidae. Gene Ontology annotation, biological process: peptidyl-threonine phosphorylation; peptidyl-serine phosphorylation. Gene Ontology annotation, molecular function: protein serine/threonine kinase activity; ATP binding; protein serine/threonine/tyrosine kinase activity. The coding region runs from base 1 to 2079 and encodes 692 amino acids. The record is from RefSeq and is a predicted model, not a curated record. Gene Ontology annotation, cellular component: nucleus.